AAAUAUUUGACGAUUGAAAGUUAUCACUUUUAUAAUUUUUAAAACAUUAAUUGUCAUUAAUGUCACUGAAUGUAUUUUUUCGUAGCAACGAAGGGCAUCUGACGUAAUAUACUUAACGACGGGAGAUUAUCAAAAAUUAUCGAUUUAAUUCAGAUUUCUGUAGCUUUCUAUUGGUCAGAAUCUCCUAUGAAUGAAAUAAUCAAAGAAAUUUUUCGUCUACCGUUGCAAUGAAGUCGUGGGUGAUCGGGUCAAAGGCCUUUUCUAAUUCAAUAAUGUCACCAUCAUUGUCAUAUCAGGUCACAGUCAACAUGUCAAUCGUUACGAACAGCUCCUUAAUCAACUUUCUUAUAGUAAUAGCAACGAUAGUAUUCACUGCUACUAUUUACAUAAAAUAUAAAUAUUCAUAUUGGAAAAGAAAAGGUAUAGUGCAACUGAAACCAACAUUUCCUUAUGGAAACCAUGGAAGUGCGCUUCCCAGAGGAAUCGCAUUAGGUGGAAUAGUAAAGAGGUUCUACGACGAGUUCAAAAAACAAGGACUUAAAGUAGGAGGUGUAUAUAUGGGUCUAAGUCCUUAUUUGGUAGUGGUAGAUCCAGAAUAUGCUAAGGAUAUUUUAACAAUAGAUUUUCAAUAUUUUACAGACAGGGGAAUAUACAUUAACAAAAAUAAUCCCAUAAGUGUUAACAUACUUUCACAAGAAGGUGCAGAAUGGAGAGAAUCAAGGGCCAAAUUUACGAACAUUUUUACAUCAGCAAAAAUGAAAUAUUUCUUUGAAACACUAAAAAGAUCUAGUGAAGAACUUAGAACCAGCUUGAAACAAUUCGUUGAUAGUAAUAAAGAUCUGGAUAUAUUUGAAACGAUAGCAUGCUACACCACUGAUAUUAUAGGAGAUGUUAUCUACGGUAUUGAAGCAGGCAGUUUUAAGCCAGAAGGUGCCAUUAUCCGAAGAUUGGGCAAUGAGCUAUUUGGGCAAUUUACAUUAAUGGAUCAACUUAAAUUAUUUAUUACGAUCUGCUAUCCAGGCAUAGCAAAGAUAUUAAAUAUAAGUCAAAUUCAAGAACACAUUGGAAGCUUCUUCAUUAAAUUUUUCAAGGAUGCCAUGGAGUACAGGGAAGCAAACAAUAUCAAAAGGGCUGACUUUCUGGAACUGUUAAUAGAAAUGAAAAAGGCUGGAGUAAAGCUGACUGAUGAAGAGAUGGGUUCACAGGCAUUCCUGUUCUUCGCAGCUGGAUUUGAAACAUCAUCGAUGUCUUCAUCUUUAACACUUAUGGAGCUUGCUCUACACCAAGAUAUCCAAGACAAAGUUAGAGAAGAAAUUCAUGCUGCAUUAAAAAAGCACAAUGGUCAAGUAUCUUAUGAAAUGUUAAAAGAACUGACUCUUUUGGACAAAGCUUUUAACGAAACCGUAAGGAGAUAUCCACCCCUAAGUGCAAUAACCAGGACAUGUGUCAAAGACUACAAAUUUAGAAACAGCGAUAUUUCGAUAGAAAAGGGCACUCCUGUUAUUCUUCCUCUUAUAGGGUACCACGCAAAUCCAGAUUAUUAUCCUGAUCCGCUGAAAUGGGAUAUAAACAGGUUCCAAGAUAAAAAUGAGAAGCAUGUAGGAUUCUAUCCCUUUGGAGAUGGACCACGCAAUUGUAUAGGAUCAAGGUUCGGCAUUAUGCAAGUAAGAUUGGGAUUAGUAUCUGUGUUACGGGACUAUAAAGUAACGGUUAGUCCCAAUACGAAAUUACCGCUCAAAUUUCACGAAAACACCUUCGUUACCAAUACCAUAGAUCCUGUUUUGUUACGAAUAGAGAGCGUUAAAAAGGAUUAGAUAUUUUAAAAUAGAUUUUUUAAUAAUGUUGGUAUCUUUUUAUACAUAUUUAUAAAUAUACUUUUUAUUUUUAAUUUUAAUUUUAUUUUUCUAAAUUUUAAUUUAUUAGAGAUAAUAUCUACGGUCUAAGCACAGUGUCAUAGUACCUCUAGAAAAAUAUUUAUUUAAAAUACACUUUUAAACAAUUCUGAUUAGUUUUAAUAAUAAAAAUACAAGAUGU
Molecule: messenger RNA, 2034 nt
Organism: Diabrotica virgifera virgifera (western corn rootworm)
Lineage: Eukaryota; Metazoa; Arthropoda; Insecta; Coleoptera; Chrysomelidae
Product: probable cytochrome P450 6a13
Exons: 8
Coding region: 228-1814 (528 amino acids)
Molecular function (GO): monooxygenase activity; iron ion binding; oxidoreductase activity, acting on paired donors, with incorporation or reduction of molecular oxygen
Source: RefSeq, a predicted model, not a curated record